This is a messenger RNA of Puntigrus tetrazona (Sumatra barb), 1184 nucleotides long. It is a transcript of the gene dhrs4, whose product is annotated as dehydrogenase/reductase (SDR family) member 4. The transcript has 9 exons. Gene Ontology annotation, molecular function: carbonyl reductase (NADPH) activity. Bases 248 to 1078 code for a protein of 276 amino acids. Lineage: Eukaryota; Metazoa; Chordata; Actinopteri; Cypriniformes; Cyprinidae. The record is from RefSeq and is a predicted model, not a curated record.
UGCGCAAUAGUUCACACCUGAUUAACACCAGAGAAACAUUAGCAUCCAUGCAAUUGCACAUAAAAUUAAGAAUGCAUUGCAAUAAGAAUUCUUAUUAAGAUGUUUCUUCCCAGUCCAAGAAGAGACAACUUCCGGAACGUUUAUCACCGCCCUUUCUCGGACCAAUAAUACACAAUCUACCAGAGACGUUGAACUUUAUUACUUGCAAAGUGACACCAGAACAGCAGACCUUCUCAGCUUGUAGGCAAUGUUAAAGGCUGUAAUAAGGUGCCUUUGGACAUAUCCUGUUGCUGGUAGAAGAAUGAUGUCCCAUCACAAACCACAGAAUUUGUCUGGAAAAGUUGCUAUAGUAACUGCAUCCACAGAUGGGAUUGGGCUUGCAGCUGCGGAGGCUUUGGGUCAGAGAGGAGCUCAUGUGGUCGUCAGCAGUCGGCGUCAGGCCAACGUUGACAAGGCUGUGUCACUCUUGCGCAGCAAAGAUAUAAAAGUAAUUGGGACCACAUGCAAUGUGGGGAAAGCGGAAGAUAGAGACAAGCUCAUUAACAUGACAGUUGAACAGUGUGGGGGUGUGGACAUACUGGUGUCUAACGCAGCUGUGAACCCAUUUUUUGGGAACAUUUUAGAAUCCACAGAUGAAGUCUGGGACAAAAUACUUGGAGUGAACGUGAAGGCUUCUUUCCUUCUGACCAAACUGGUUGUGCCCCACAUGGAGAAAAGAGGGGGUGGUUCUGUUGUGAUUGUGUCUUCAGUCGCAGGGUACCAGCCAAUGCAAGGUCUGGGCCCCUAUAGUGUGAGUAAGACGGCCCUGCUGGGUUUAACUCGAGCGCUGGCUCCUGAUCUCGCCCACAGUAACAUCCGGAUCAACUGCGUCGCCCCUGGCAUUAUCAAGACACGUUUUAGCUCUGCUCUAUGGGAAAAUGAGGGUGUGCUAGAGGAGUUCUUGAAACAGACAAGCAUAAAAAGACUCGGAGAGCCAGAGGAUAUAGGUGGUGUGAUUGCCUUCCUGUGCUCAGACGAAGCCUCAUACAUCACUGGAGAGACCAUCACUGUUACCGGAGGCAUGAACUGCAGACUGUAAGAGGAGCGGCAUCGAGACCGUAACCUUAUAAUUCAGUGACCCAACACAGUUGUAACAGCUGAUGUGGAAAUUCAUGAUGUUUAAUUUUAAUAAAAAAAUUUUUUUU